Messenger RNA from Patiria miniata (bat star), 1611 nucleotides. RefSeq lists its product as uncharacterized. Gene Ontology annotation, molecular function: zinc ion binding. Bases 1 to 1611 code for a protein of 536 amino acids. Lineage: Eukaryota; Metazoa; Echinodermata; Asteroidea; Valvatida; Asterinidae. The record is from RefSeq and is a predicted model, not a curated record. The transcript has a single exon.
AUGGCUCAACUCCGAUCAGGAGAGAUUGUCUACAAGAGUAAACUAAGAGAAGAAGUUCCCAAAUGCAGCAAGCAUCCAGAGCAGAAUCUCAAUGUCUACUGCAACACCUGCGAGCAGUUGCUGUGUACAUCAUGCACUUUGUUAGAACAUAGAAAUCCAAAACACAGCCUCAUUAGCUUACCUGAGGCUGCGGAAAAAUGCAAAGAUCAAGUUGCUAAGCUGGUGGCUGCAGUUGACAAGAAAAUGUCAGCUGUGAGUUCUGCCAUAAAAGAUACAAAUGAGUCCCACGAGACAUUAGAUGUCACAUAUGCAACCACCAGAGACAGAAUCUCCAAAAAAGCUGCCAAGGAAGUUGCCCGUAUCAAGCAGCAGGAGCAAGAACUUCUACAAGACUUGGAAAAAAACUACAACUUUCGAAUUAAGACGUUUGAGAAAGCAGAGGUCAACAACAGCAAAAUGGUGGCCCAGGCACAGCACACUCUGGGGGUGGUGAACCAACUCAUGACUCAAGAAAGGUAUUGCGACAUUCUCAGUCUUCGUCAGAAUGUUGUGGGUAAUCUUCAAGAUCUCAUGAGAGAAAAGCUAGAGACAGUGUCUGACAAACUGGCCAUGCUGGACUUUAAUGAAGCCGAGGAAUGUUUCCUUGGGUGUUUGGUGCUGGAUAACAAGCCAGAAAUGGUUGUUAGAAUGAGUACAACAAAGAGGUGGAAACUGAGAAUAGAAAAGCCAAGGUUUAAUUCAGAGGAAUUCUUCAAUGGGGUAUCUGGCGUUGCAGCUUUCUCAAACAAUGAAAUAGUUGUGGUAGACCAAAGGAGGGAAAAGUUGAUUUCCUUCCCACUCGAUGCCCCAAGCACAGAGCAGGACAUCCCGUGUCUUGUUCGUCCAUGGCGCGUUGCAGUAAACAAGGACAAUCAGCUCAUUGUCUUGGAUCAAGGCAAUGUCAAGGUCCUGGAUCAGAAAUAUCAGCUGCUGUGUCAGUUCAAACCUGGUGGAGAUGAUUUAAUUUUCCCAACUUGUCUUGCUGUCGAUAACAACAAUCUGAUAGCAGUGGGUUUUCAGCGUGACAAAAUAGCCCUGCACAAUCCAGACGGAUAUAUAAUCAGAAUACUGCCAGCACCAAAGAUGGAGCGGUCUAUAGCCAUCAGCAAUCAGCGUGUCAUCUACACCAGUUCAGAGGGGCUGCAAGCAGUGGACUACAAUGGCACCCGCAUUCCAGCUAUUGACGACACUGACAUUGGCAACCCAUCACAAGUGUGUUGCGACAGCGAAGGCGGAAUCUUUGUGGCUGUCACCAAGGACCUACACUCAAGUCAGGUUCACUAUUACAGUCCAAAAGGCAAGUACCAGGGAUGUGUGAUCAAGAAAUGCCAAACUCCAGAUGGGAUGAUACUCACAAAAGACAAUGACCUCAUCCUGUUUGGAGAGAAAGCUGUACAAAUCUACUCCGGUGUCACCAAGACAAAACACAUUACAACAUUUUCAGGGGAGAAUUCAUCAAAACAAUAUGUUGUUUAUUCAGUCCCUCCGUGUACAUUUAGAAGCAACGACACUGAUAUCGCUGAUGAUGAGUGUGCAGAUGAUACAAUGGGCGCAUAUUGGGCAGAGUUGUAA